AUGGCCACUUACACGGACUCUGAAUCAGCACAGAUAGCUGUAACUGCUGUUCAUUCCUUGCUGGCACUUCUGGAUAUUGCUGGAAACUCUCUCGUCUGCGCCGUCAUACUGAAAAAUAAAGACAUGAGGACUCCGGUAAACUACCUUCUGCUAAACCUUGCUGUAGCAGAUAUGACUGUGGCGACGUUUUUCAUCCCGCAGUAUAUUUUUAUCCACGCCUUCACUCACCCAGAUGGGGUCAUCGGUGACGUUUUCUGCAGACUUCUAACUGGAGGGAACUUGGCAUGGGUCGGAGGAGCUUGUUCUGUUUUCACUCUGGUUGCCAUCGCAAUUGAACGCUUCUAUGCUGUGAUGUAUCUUCACGGAAAUAAAGGGAAACUAACGACUAAAAAAAUCAAGGUGCUCAUACCUUGCUCAUGGAUUUUUGGAGUGAUCAUGAAUACCCCUGAGUUUCUAGUCAAGAACUUUGAAAAACAGCAGGAUUUCUGCACUCAGUUCUGGCCUGCAGAAUGGAUGGGAAAAGCUUUUGCUAUAACUUGGUGGCUUGUUCUUGGAGUUUCCCCAGUGUCAAUUAUGCUUGUAUUAUACUCCAGAGUGGUGUACACCUUGUGGUUCAAACAAAAUGCUUCUACUGAACAAACCAACAUGCAACAGGGAGUGAUGAAGGUUCGCAAACGAGUGACUUUGAUGGUGAUUCUUGUCAGUGUUAUUUUCGGAGUCAGUUGGCUAACAGACUCGACCACCUUCUUCCUGGGUUAUUUUAGUCCCAGUCACUCCUUUGGCGACGUAACAUAUGCCACUGCGUCUACAAUGAUUAUGUUCAAUUCUGCCAUCAAUCCUUUCAUAUACGCGCUGGUUAACCAGAGAUUUAGGGAAAAGAUUAAAGGCACCAUCUGUUGCUCCUGCCGCCCUAAUAACAGGAUUCAUGCUGAAACGGAACCCCAGAAGCUGGGCGGAACCAACAGCGCGACUAACCCAACCCACACUACAUGGGAAAACCCCAACGAGUAAAAACACAAGGGACAAGUAUCGUAACGAAGUCCUCUAAUC
This is a messenger RNA of Stylophora pistillata, 1050 nucleotides long. Its product is annotated as pyroglutamylated RF-amide peptide receptor-like. Gene Ontology annotation, biological process: G protein-coupled receptor signaling pathway. Gene Ontology annotation, cellular component: membrane. NCBI's taxonomy places the organism in Eukaryota, Metazoa, Cnidaria, Anthozoa, Scleractinia, Pocilloporidae. Gene Ontology annotation, molecular function: G protein-coupled receptor activity. The record is from RefSeq and is a predicted model, not a curated record.